Macrosiphum euphorbiae (potato aphid) is the source of this 1308-nucleotide messenger RNA. The record is from the annotation of a GenBank genome assembly. Lineage: Eukaryota; Metazoa; Arthropoda; Insecta; Hemiptera; Aphididae.
AUGAAGGCCACAAUUGUAAUCAAAACAAUUGUACUGAUGACCCUUGUGGUCAUCGAGAUCUCCAGAGCUUACGGCAAACACCGCGAAGGAAAAUACAAAGGCACCCACUGGUGGGGAAUUGCAAAAGCUGGCGAACCUAAUAAUUUGGCUCCUAUGACCCCUGGCCUGAUGCUCAUGGACUCAUCAUCGUUAACGUUAUUGCGCAAUAAACAGAGGAGGAUGAUCCGCGAACAUCCGGGAGUAUUACAAGCGAUCAGCAGAGGCGUCAAUAUGGCACUGCAAGAGUGUCAGCACCAGUUCCGGAACAGGCGUUGGAACUGUUCAACCAAGAACUUCUUGACUGGCAAAAACUUGUUUGGGAAAAUUGUGGACAGAGGUUUCAGGGAGACGGCGUUCAUCUACGCGAUCACCAGCGCGGGCGUGACGCACGCGGUGUCCAGGGCGUGCGCGGAGGGCGUGAUCGAGACGUGCACGUGCGACACCACGCACCAGCGGCGUGGCCCGUACAUCCAGAACUCUGUUCCGGGCGUCAAGGACUGGGAGUGGGGUGGUUGUUCGGACAACAUUGACUUCGGGUACAAGUUCUCCAGGUUGUUCGUGGACACUGGCGAGAGGGGCCGCAGCCUCCGGGAGAAGAUGAACCUGCACAACAACGAAGCCGGCCGCAUGCAUGUACAAUCGGAGAUGAAACAGGAAUGCAAGUGUCACGGCAUGUCGGGCUCGUGCACGGUGAAGACGUGCUGGAUGAGACUGCCCAUAUUCCGUUCGAUCGGCGACAACCUCAAGGACAGGUUCGACGGCGCGUCCAGGGUGAUGGUCGGCAACACGGGCGGUCUCCGCAGGAUGCGCAGCAAGGACGACGCGCAGAACAAGCACUACGAACAGGAACAGCAGCAGGAACAGCCGCAGGACCAACUUACGGAACAGCAGCCGCAACAGAACGGAGGCGGAGGCCGUGGCGGCCAUCGGGGCAGAAGGCGCGGCGGUGGUGGCCGGAACAGAUACAACUUCCAGCUUAAACCGUACGAUCCCGAUCUGAAGGCUCCGGGCACCAAGGACCUGGUAUACCUGGAAACGUCACCCGGGUUCUGUGACCCGAACCCACGUCUGGGCGUGCUGGGCACGCACGGUCGCCAGUGCAACGAGACGUCCCUCGGCUUGGACGGGUGCGACUUGAUGUGCUGCGGCCGCGGCCACAAGACCCACCAGGCCCUGGUGUCCGAACGGUGUAACUGCACUUUCCUGUGGUGUUGCGAGGUCAAGUGCAGCGUGUGCCAGUACAGGAAGACAGUCAACACGUGCCAGUAG